Messenger RNA from Aethina tumida (small hive beetle), 2414 nucleotides. It is a transcript of the gene Lac, whose product is annotated as lachesin. The coding region runs from base 419 to 1513 and encodes 364 amino acids. The transcript has 6 exons. Lineage: Eukaryota; Metazoa; Arthropoda; Insecta; Coleoptera; Nitidulidae. The record is from RefSeq and is a predicted model, not a curated record. Gene Ontology annotation, cellular component: neuron projection.
AAUAUGCGUUUCACGCUUAAAACAAUAUUUGAUCUCUUAAUGUGCAACCAAACAACUUAGUAGUAGUACAUCAAAGCAAACAAUCAACAAAACAAGUUCAUCAAUUGAUCAAUCAAUUAAUAGUGUACCUGAAGAUAAUCCCGGUUGAUGACUAAACGUACAUAAAGUACCUCAAAUCAACCCCGACAGAUUAUACGGGUCUCGAACGUUGGGCGCCAAAUCUUCCGCGUUGGGCGCCGCAAAUCCGUAUUCCAGGAACUGUACGCCAAUGAUCCCACCACCCGACGACCAUCUACGCCGCUGACGGUUAAAAGCCUCCUUCUGGUACAGGUGUGGCGUACACCAGAACGUAACAGACCGUCGCAACAGCAACAACGCGUCCGCCAUAACGAUUUUAAAACGAAGCACAAGCCCCAAAAUGGCGUUGCUGCAUUUAGUGUUUGUGAUUGCGUUUAGUGCAUUCGUGCAGAUCUGCAACUGUCAAAGAUCCCCGACGAUUUCUUACAUAACCCAGACCCAAAUCAAAGACAUCGGUGGUACCGUGGAGCUGUCAUGUUCCGUCCAGUACACCCAGGACUAUUCGGUCAUCUGGAUGAAGGUGAACAAAGACCAAAGCGGAUAUUCGCUGCCCAUCUCCACCGGCAGCUCCCUCAUCUUGCACGACUCCCGCUUCUCCUUGCGUUACGAUCCCAGCAGUUCCACGUACUUGCUCCAAAUCAAGGACAUCCAGGAAACCGACGCCGGCUUCUACCAGUGCCAGAUUUUGAUCUCGCCCAGCAACCGCGUGUCCGCGGAAGUCGAACUUCAGGUCAGGAGGCCGCCGUUCAUCUCCGACAACUCCACCAGGUCGGUCGUGGUGUCCGAAGGAGAAGAGGUGCCCAUGGAGUGCUACGCCGGAGGAUAUCCUGAGCCGAGGAUCUCCUGGAGACGUGAGAACAACGCCAUAUUACCAACAGGAGGUUCGAUCUACAGAGGCAACGUGCUGGUCAUCAAGUCCAUCAAGAAGGAGGACAGAGGCACUUAUUACUGUGUGGCUGAGAACGGCGUGGGUCGCGGUACCAAGCGUAACAUCGCCGUGGAGGUGGAGUUCAAACCUGUGGUGACGGUGCCCAGGCCACGUUUAGGACAAGCCUUGCAGUACGACAUGGACUUGGAAUGUCACGUGGAGGCAUACCCACCACCGGCUAUUGUUUGGGAGAAGGACGGCAUCACCCUCUCCAACAACCAGCACUACAGCAUCUCCCACUUCGCCACCGCCGACGAGUUCACGGACACCACCAUCAGGGUGAUCACCAUCGAGAAGCGCCAGUACGGCCAGUACACGUGCAAGGCCGCCAACAAGUUGGGCAGCGAUGAAGGACGAGUGGAACUAUUUGAAUCCAUUAUACCCGUAUGCCCUCCCGCUUGUGGAUCAGCGAGGUACGGUGAUGCGGCGACGUUGUCGUCCAGUGGUGCUGCCAUUCUGAUCUCCCUGGCCAUCUGGUGCUAUAGAAAUUUCCACCCCCAACAUUAACUAUCCGGGACUGUUGCUGCCGAACGGCACCUUAAGGAAUCUACCAGCAACACGGAAUCUCGCCCUCUUACUUACCCUAAGAUAUUUUUGUACAUUGUUUUCGGUUUUCUAAGGCACCAGAUUUUUGUACUGUUGUAUAGUUUCGUAAUUUUGACUCGACGGCCAAUCAAAUUGACCGGUACCACCGCGAAUCUGCCACGCCACGCACGAGCAGGUGUUUUUUUUUAUAAUUAAAUAAUAUUAUCUUACUAGAAGAAGGAACGAAUAAUUGUAUGUAAUACUUUUGUACAUAAAAACAAUUAGAGUGCAAUUCUCUAAGUGUACCUUAAGAUAUUACGCUGUCUACUUAAUAACUAGGUAAUACACAGUCCCAGUUAAUGGGACACAAUAAGUUUUAGGACCAAAAAAUAAUACAAAUACAAUCGAUUUUGCUGCACAGCUUGUGCUUAGAUCAAUAAUAUUAGUCGAUGUAACAUAUUAUGUUCAUUAGGAUUAGAGUUUACAUACAGUUUUAUACUUUUAUACUCAAAACUUUUGAUGUAUUUAUUUUUUUAUGAUUUAAAUAAGAGUUGUAUUAUAUAUAGAAUAAUAUCUGUGUGGAGCUGAAGCUUUUUGAAGCUUCCGUUCUGAGUUUAUGAUCUUUGUUAAUGUUUAUUUAUUUUAUACAUGUUUGGUUUCUAUUCUUUUUUGUUCAAAUUUAUCAUUGAUAGGCCUAAAUCAUUCCAAGGACUGUUUGAGACUGCUUUUUUGUGAUUGGCAAAAGGAACUGUUAGAGGCGUAGAAACCAACCACUACACUUGCCUUUAGGGUGAACCUCAUGCAGAGAUUAUAUUGUGACCUAUAUUUUAAAAAGUCUGUACGAUUUCGUCCAUUUUUUUGAAAGUAAACAUGAAUUUAGCUA